Brassica oleracea var. oleracea is the source of this 1477-nucleotide messenger RNA. Its product is annotated as putative receptor-like protein kinase At4g00960. NCBI's taxonomy places the organism in Eukaryota, Viridiplantae, Streptophyta, Magnoliopsida, Brassicales, Brassicaceae. Gene Ontology annotation, molecular function: protein kinase activity; ATP binding. The record is from RefSeq and is a predicted model, not a curated record. Gene Ontology annotation, biological process: protein phosphorylation. The coding region runs from base 156 to 1349 and encodes 397 amino acids. The transcript has 5 exons.
AUUGACCCGGCCAACGACUUGUUUACGCUGGCAUUAAUACGACUUUGUACCAGUCACUCCUCUAUACACCAAACAACUUGGUUUUGAGAUAAUAUCUAAUCCAACCAAGCCACACACAACCUCCCUGAUCAUCUUCACUACACGAACCAACAGAGAUGGUUCGCCGUCUUUGCGGUGGCUUCAUGGCGUUACUGAAGAUGUGUGGUGGUCAUAACGCUUCUGAGGGAGAUUUAUCAGCCGAAGACGGUGGUGAAGACCGUGGCAUCUUCUAUGAUCUCCAAGAGCUUGAAAUAGCGACUGACUCGUUCUCCGAGAAGAACCGACUCGGACAUGGAGGGUUUGGUCCUGUCUACAAGGGAUUGAUGCCAAGUGGUGAAGAAAUAGCUGUGAAGAAGCUGUCGUUGAAUUCGAGACAAGGGUCGAGAGAAUUCAUGAACGAGGUUAAGCUCUUACUUAGGAUUCAACAUAAGAACUUGGUUUCGUUGCUUGGUUGUUGCUUCCACGGUCCAGAAAAGAUGCUGGUUUACGAGUAUCUCCCUAACCGGAGUCUUGACUAUUUUCUCUUUGAUAAAACCAAUCCCGGUUUACUUGCCUGGUCCAACCGAUGGCAAAUAAUUAUAGGCGUGGCAAGAGGACUGUUAUAUCUACAUGAAGAAGCUCCGGUUAGAAUAAUCCACAGAGAUAUAAAAGCCAGCAACAUUCUUCUAGACAAUGACUUGAACCCGAAAAUCUCUGAUUUUGGUUUAGCCCGGUUAUUCCCAGGAGAUGGCACUCAUACUAAUACCUUUAGAAUCUCGGGUACCUAUGGUUACAUGGCUCCUGAAUAUGCCUUGCACGGCCUAUUAUCGGUUAGAUCAGAUGUUUUCAGCUUUGGAGUAUUGGUCUUGGAGAUAGCCAGUGGAAGAAAGAACCACAAUCCUCGUCUUGGACCAGAAAUGGCCGAUCUCUUGAGCUAUACGUGGAAGAUGUACCAAGAAGGAAAAAUUCUAGAAUUGGUGGAUCAAUCUCUAGCAGGAGCAUACAACCGCGACGAAGCAGCCACAUGUUUCAUUAUAGGGUUACUCUGUUGCCAGCAAAUCACAUCAAACAGACCGGAUAUGAACACGGUUCAUCAAAUGUUGUCGAGCGAUUCAUUCGAUAUGCCUAAACCGGGUCGUCCUGGACUCCAAGGUCGUAGAGGAGGCGGCAAUGCAAGUACCGGUACUGGUUCAAAAAGUUUUGGAUUAACGGGGAGCGAACCAAGCAGCUUUAAAAGUAGAAGUGGAGGACGAGCGUCUGGACCGAAUAGCGUCGUUGAGGAGCACUCGAGGACGUCCAUUUCCAUGUCUUCCUUUGCCGAAGGCAGAUGAAUCUUAAUUUUUUUUUUAAGAAUCUUUAAUUUUGUAAAUGCCCCCUUGUUUACGUGCGGUGUAUAUAUUUACAUAAGAGGGUAAUUAUAUAUUAUAUGGAGAAAAAGACAAAAAUAUCAUUAAAUCAA